Messenger RNA from Nylanderia fulva, 1099 nucleotides. It is a transcript of the gene Mrm2, whose product is annotated as Mitochondrial rRNA methyltransferase 2. Gene Ontology annotation, molecular function: rRNA (uridine-2'-O-ribose)-methyltransferase activity. Gene Ontology annotation, cellular component: mitochondrion. The record is from RefSeq and is a predicted model, not a curated record. NCBI's taxonomy places the organism in Eukaryota, Metazoa, Arthropoda, Insecta, Hymenoptera, Formicidae. Gene Ontology annotation, biological process: RNA methylation.
ACAGCGGCGCGGUCAUUCAAUAUGGCCGCGCACAGAGUCGUCGUGCCGCGCUGUCGACAGUUUAUCACGUGGCUUUAUUUUAAUUAAUUUAUACACUUUGCGUACAUAUUCCGCAAAAAUAUUCGACGUCUAAUUUGCGCAAAGUUAUUCAAGAUAAAGGCAAGUCGCCAGGAGCAAGUCGAAUCGAGAAGAUACUAAGUAUAUUUGUCGAAUAACGUUUGUUAGGUUAGAUGAGAGAUUUGUAUACAGAGUAUAAACCGGGAUGAAUUGUUUCUACAAAAACAUUUCGAGAAGCGUGCAUACCAGUAGCACACUCUUGAAAGAAACGCCGCGGAAUUUGAAGGGUAAGAAACACAGUUCGCAGCUGUGGUUGUCGAGGCAAAUACGUGAUCCUUACGUGGAGAAGGCGAAGCAGGAGAGCUAUAGAUGCAGAAGUGCGUUCAAGCUUCUGCAGCUCAACGAGAAGUUCAAAAUUCUCAGCCCGGGUAUGACUGUCAUCGACUGCGGAGCAGCGCCUGGUAGCUGGACACAGGUCGCCACCAAUUUGACGAAUGCACACGGCAAAAAUGACGGUCCCAUCGGCAAGGUAUACGCUAUUGAUAAACUACCGUUUUAUCCCGUGGAAGGUGCGACCGUUUUGGGAAAUAUGGAUUUCACGAAGGCCAGGACACAAGAAACUUUGCACGAAUUAUUGCAAGGUAAUAAGCCCGAUGUUAUCUUAUCCGACAUGGCUCCAAACGCAUCCGGUAUAAGGGAUAUAGAUCACGAUAAUAUAAUAUUAUUAGCUUACACGGCCUUGAAAUUUGCCCUGCAAAACAGUAAAGUGCAGGGUAUGCUUGUUGUAAAAGUUUGGGACGGCGGCAAGUCGCAGCAGUUCGAGGAAAAUUUAUUGAAAUUUUAUGAUAAUGUUAAGGUGUUCAGGCCUGACGCGACGAGAGAUGAAUCCACGGAAAAAUUUUUUCUGGCUAGAGGAUUUAAGGGUCUUAAGACCAGCUGAUCUUGAUUAGAAUUGAUAGAUGUAUAUUUUUUUAUUAUAGGAUACGAUGAUGUGUGUGUGGAGGUUGAAUAAAUAAAAAUUCACAGUAAUUUUGAUAUCAUA